AUUUAUUCAGCGAGCACCGUGUAGAAAUAUGCUUUAUUAAAAGAAAGAUAUACCACGGGAGUGACUCCAGUAUUACACGACCUACGAGCAGCGUUCCUCCUCGACCGGUGACCGGCCACCAUGUUAUCCAGGUUGAAGACCGCCUGGUCCCUGAGGCCCUGUGUGUCAGCAUACAGAGGGGCUCACACCAAAGAGAAGGGCAAGCCCCUCAUGCUCAACCCUCGCACCAAUAAAGGCAUGGCCUUCACUCUACAAGAGCGACAGAUUUUAGGGAUACACGGUCUGUUGCCUCCCAAAGUGGAGACUCAGGACAUUCAGGCGAUGCGCUUUCAGAACAAUCUCAAGAACAUGACCGAUCCCCUGCAGAAGUACAUCUACUUGAUGGGCAUCCAGGAAAGGAAUGAGAGGCUUUUCUACAGGGUGUUGAUGGAAGACAUCGAAGAAUUGAUGCCAAUUGUCUACACUCCCACUGUAGGCCUGGCCUGCACACACUAUGGGCACAUCUUUAGAAGACCCAAAGGCUUGUUCAUCUCUAUUCUGGACAAAGGACACAUUCGGUCCAUCCUGGACAAUUGGCCAGAGACUAAUGUUGCAGCAGUAGUAGUAACUGAUGGAGAGCGUAUUUUAGGAUUAGGUGACCUGGGUGUGUACGGAAUGGGCAUCCCUGUCGGAAAGCUUUGCCUGUACACGGCCUGUGCUGGCAUCAGACCUGAGAGAUGUCUGCCUGUGGCCAUAGAUGUCGGCACAAACAAUCAGACUCUCCUCCAGGAUCCGCUGUACAUGGGCCUGUACCAGGAGCGAGAUAACUCUCAAGCUUACGAUGAUCUGAUUGAUGAGUUCAUGGAGGCUGUGGUGGAAAAAUACGGCCAGGACACACUGAUCCAAUUUGAGGACUUCGGGAACCACAACGCCUUCCGCUUCCUCCGGAAGUACAGGGAGAAGUACUGCACCUUCAACGAUGAUAUCCAAGGCACUGCGGCUGUCGCCCUUGCUGGUCUGUUAGCAGCUCAGAGAGCCCUUGGCAAACCCAUCACUGAACACCGGGUGCUUUUCCUGGGAGCUGGAGAAGCUGCCCUUGGUAUUGCCAAUCUGAUUGUCAUGGCCAUGAUGGAGAGAGGGAUGACCCAAGCUGAGGCCAGGAAUAAGAUCUGGCUGUACGAUAAAGAUGGCUUACUAGUGAAGGGCCGGCUGCAGGAACCAGACUCGAACCAGGAGGCGUUUGUUCAUGACAGUCCAGGGACUGUGCAGAGCUUCCUCGAUGCCGUCAACACCAUCAAACCCACAGCUAUCAUUGGUGUGUCAGGAGCUGGUCGUCUGUUCACCCAUGAUGUCAUCAAGGCCAUGGGAGCCAUGAACGACAGACCAAUUAUCUUUGCCCUGAGUAACCCGACCAAUAAAGCAGAGUGCACAGCAGAGGACGCCUACACACUCACUGAUGGUAGAUGUCUGUUUGCCAGCGGCAGUCCAUUUGGUCCAGUGACUCUGAAUGGCCGCAUCUACACCCCUGGACAGGGGAACAACGUUUACAUCUUCCCUGGAGUGGCCUUGGCUGUGAUCCUGAGCGGCGUGAGACACAUCAGUGACACAGUAUUCUUAGAGGCGGCCAAGACGCUUGCAGAGCAGCUGACGGAUAAAGAGCUGGAGGAAGGCAGACUCUAUCCUCCUCUCUCCAACAUCAGAGAGGUCUCCAUCCAGAUGGCUGUUAAGGUGGUGGAGUUUGUCUAUGCUAAAGGAAUGGCGUUUCGCUACCCUGAGCCUGUGGACAAGGACAGCUUCGUACGAGAAACUGUGUGGGACACCCACUACGACUCCUUCGUGCCAGAUACCUACGACUGGCCAGGUGUCAGCUUCAGCCCCAAGACUGAACAAAAGUAGACCAUACCCUCUCUGUGCUCUUUCUUUUCCGCUGACCUCCUCAUCACAGCUAAUUUGAGAUGAUCAUAAUUACCCUAGUGCAACCAUCUGCUCAUAAAAUAUCUGGCAGCAGUGAUUCCAUAUGCACUAAACAAGUCUUAUUAUACCAGUGAAAGGGUAGAGAGGAAAGUGGCAUUUUAAAGAGGAUAUUUAAAUGUGAAUGGACCCUUUCCCUUCACAUCCCAGUUCUGUAUUGCCUCUGAUGGCACCCGGACGGCCCCCUGGUGGCGGGAAAAAGGCAGUGUGGAAAUCUGAGAUAUAUUUGAAUGAUCUAUGGCCUAGGCCUAUUCAACUGGCGGCCCGAGGGCCGGAUACGGCCCGUUUGAGUUUAACUAUGGCCCGCAAGACUGCCUGCAAAUCAGUAUAGCUUGGUAAGAUAAAAUAAAACUAACGGACACGCCUCUUUUAUACAUUGAGACAUCUAACCCAGAGCCAUUGAGUUUCACUGUUGCCUCAACCAAACCUGUAUGGUUACAUCUUUAUGUUACGCACCCGUGUUGGUUGCCGUUGUUGCACCCCUACUGGUUUUCAAACCUACUAGUUUCCCUGCGCGUGCGUUGUGUUCUCUUAACCCUUGUGUCGCCUUCGGGUCAAUAUGACCCGAUUCAAUGUUUAACCCUCCUGUUACCUUCAUAUUUACUAACAUAUUUUACCCUUGAGGUCAAUAUGACCCCAGCUAUUAAAAUCUCCAGAAAAUUA
Molecule: messenger RNA, 2613 nt
Organism: Pseudoliparis swirei
Lineage: Eukaryota; Metazoa; Chordata; Actinopteri; Perciformes; Liparidae
Gene: me2
Product: malic enzyme 2, NAD(+)-dependent, mitochondrial
Exons: 15
Coding region: 121-1875 (584 amino acids)
Biological process (GO): malate metabolic process; pyruvate metabolic process
Cellular component (GO): mitochondrion
Molecular function (GO): malate dehydrogenase (decarboxylating) (NADP+) activity; malate dehydrogenase (decarboxylating) (NAD+) activity; NAD binding
Source: RefSeq, a predicted model, not a curated record